CUUUCCCUUCCUCUCUUUCAGGCAGGCGAGCCAGCCUUGCCUCUGCCUCUGCUUGCGGGGCUGCCGGAGCCGCGGCCGAAGCGACCUGAGGCUCCCGAUGGCGGCGGCGGCGGCGGCGGCGGAAGAGGAGCGCGACGAGUGGCAAGGGGUCGCCCAGAAGCGCAAGGCCUGGGCCAAGAGCAGGGACUCCUGGCAAGCCUCAGAAGCCGAGCGCCUCUCGCCAGAGGCGGACGAACAGGCGGCGGCGGCGGCGGAGCCGGAGGUCGCCGGGGACAAGUUACCCUUGGCUGCCGCGGAAGGAGGCAAUAUUCCAAAUGAAAAAAUUGCAAUAUGGCUUAAGGACUGUAGAACUCCCCUAGGAGCCUCUCUGGAUGAUCAGAGCAACCCUGUGUUAAAAGGCAUGCUGGUGAAAAAUGGAGGAAGUUUCGAAGAUGACUUAUCACUGGGAGCAGAAGCUAAUCAGCUGCAUCAAAGUAGUGAACAAAUGGAAAUCUGUAAUGGUAUGUUGGCGAAGGACAAAAGACUUCAGUUUCAUCAAAAGGGAAGAAGUAUGAAUUCCACUGGCUCAGGGAAGAGCAGUGCAACCGUUUCAAGUGUUUCUGAACUACUGGAACUAUAUGAGGAGGAUCCUGAAGAGAUUCUCUACAAUCUUGGAUUUGGCCGAGAUGAACCAGAUAUUGCUUCUAAAAUUCCAUCAAGGUUUUUUAAUUCAUCGUCCUUUGCCAGAGGGAUAGAUAUCAAAGUGUUUCUGAAUGCUCAGCUGCAACGCAUGGAAGUGGAAAACCCUAAUUUUGCUUUGACAAGUCGCUUUCGUCAAAUUGAAGUGCUCACGACUGUGGCCAAUGCAUUCUCUUCCUUGUAUUCCCAAGUUUCUGGCACUCCGUUGCAGAAAAUUGGGAGCAUGAAUUCAACAGCUUCCAGCAAAGAGGCCUCCAGCCCGCCUCCCUUGACGCGAAGCAACACAGCGAAUCGUCUCAUGAAGACCUUAUCUAAACUCAAUCUUUGUGGGAAUCCACAGGCAGGAGAAGGUGGUAGCCCUACAACACUCUCACCAUCUGAGAGGGCAAAAACUGAGGAUGGGAAUGAGGAAGCUGAGGUUAAAAAUGAACCCAAAACUCCCAAGCACUUCAAAGCCUCCCUGCUGGCUACAGUGAAAGAGGAGGUGCCUAGCAAUCCGUUUGGUGUUGGCUUGGAACUUUCGGAUGGCACUGCUGCUGAACAGGAAGCACCAGGCAGCUUUGGGUCUCAAGAAAAGGAGCAGGAUGGUCCCUCCCUUGGUCAUGCAGAUAGCCUUCAUGAAAAAGCUGCCACUGUCACCUCUUCUAGCCUUGAAAGCCGAGUGCCAGAGUCUACCAGCUGCGAACGUGAAGGUGACCCUGAGUUGCCAUCUCCUCCUUCUACAGUGGACAAGGAGCCCUUUGUUCCAGUAGCAAACCGAUCCAUUGCCAGCCUCAUGUUGCAGCAGAAGGACUCCUUUGAGAUGGAAGAGAUUCAGAGCACAGACGGAGAGAUUCCACAUGCUCUUAAUGCCAUCCAGCUGGCUUUCAUCAAAACUAAGAAAGACCAGCUUUUACGAUCAGCAAGUCAGCAUUCGGACAGCAGUGGUUUUGCAGAAGAUGCUUCUUCCACAGACUGCUUCUUGCUAAAUCAACUUCAGGGACAUGACUCCUUGCAGGCCAUGGGAAGCAGCGCUGACAGCUGUGACAGUGAGACCACAGUCAUGUCUUGCAGCGAAGAACUCAAGACCCCAGUAGCAGAACAGCAGCCCUAUUUCAGUGAGCUUGACGAGGAGGAAUUCCUCCUCUCCGAAGCAGAGCGAGGAAACCCAGAGAUGCUUUCCGAGAUGCAGGAAGGAAAAGGUCAGAUGAUGCUGGAGGGCCGGACUCCCAGUGGAGUCCAAGGGAAAGAGCUUGGCCAAGGACGUUUUGUGCAAAGUGGCGAAGAGGCGGCAGCUGAAGCCUUGGAGGAAGGCAGCGAAGAGAGUGAUGUCGAUAAAAGCAGCGAGUGCGAGUUCCCGCCCUACAAAACCCACCACAUUCUCAAAUCCGUGCCCUCCAUAGAAAGCAGCAGUUCGGCUCCUUCCUCGGCGGAGCGGGUUAGCAGCGCUUUGCAAAGAGCCCAGAGACGAAUGGGCGGCUCGUCCGAUUCCAGAGCCGGCCGCCCUUUGCUCAAAUCCAAAGACCUUCUCUUCAAGCAGAGGCAUCGAAUCGCUGACCUGGGCUACCCCCUGCGGCGCUCCCAGUCCCUCCCGACCACGCUGUUAAACCCUGUGAGAGUUGUCUCCUCUGUGAGUGUUCAGGUGGCUCCGGGAAAGCAGACCUUCUGCAGCCCUCCCUCCUUCACAUACAAGUAUGGCGCACCUGAAGAAGGCGAGAAGAAGGAAGAAGGGCGGCCCAGCCCUGAGAUCAGCAGCAGUCCUCCCAGGUGUACGUCCACCCUCUUCAUUGCGCCUUCCUCUCUCAAGAAAGAAUCUUCCCCUCCUCCAGUAAACAAGACGGCAGAGGAGCCGUGCCGCAGCCAGAGGCGGAGCUGCCCUCUUCAUCUCCCGGCCUUUAUGUCCCAGUCCUCCUGUUCGCUGCAUUCGCUGCAUUCCGAGUGCCCAGACAGGCCCUUGUGUGCUCACAUGAGAACAUUUAGUGCGCACAGCAUCCCGAGCACCCCUGGGUCUUCUUGCAGUGCCUUGCCUUCCCCCUUCGGAUGCUAUCACUCACGGGGCCCUUAUGGACCCCCUUGCCAGCUCCCAACCACGAACACGCCCUCCACGGUUGAAAUGCAGCUGAGGAGAGUUUUGCACGACAUCAGGAGCUCCUUACAAAACCUUUCCCAGAACCCAAUGAUGAGAGGCCAUGAUGUUCCUUCAUCCCCUUACAGCCCUGAGAGAUCAUCUGUUCUACCUCUCUAUGAAAAUACCUUCCAAGAUCUUCAAGUGGUGAGAAGGAACCUAAACCUCUUCAGAACCCAGAUGAUGGACUUGGAAUUGGCCAUGUUACGCCAACAGACAACAGUUUAUCAGCACAUGACGGACGAAGAAAGGUAUGAAGCUGACCAGCUUCAAACCCUGAGAAAAUCUGUUCGCAUGGAGUUACAGGAACUAGAAAUGCAGUUAGAGGAACGUCUUCUGGCUCUCGAAGACCAACUUCGGAAUAUGCACUCCUGUUCUCCUUUCAGGCAGCAAACUCUUAUGGGCAUGUAUGGAGGCAGAAGCAUUGAAAACCUGUCAUGUCCUUCUCCGCUGAAUGUUAUGGAACCCGUGUCAGAACUCAUUCAGGAGCAGUCCUACCUGAAGUCAGAAUUGGGGCUGGGGCUGGGGGAGCAUGGCAUGGAGACUUGUCCAGCAGAAGGCUCAGAGUCUGCCUUUGAUCACGGCGGGAAUUCCGACACAUCUUCUGUGUGUUCCAGUCAAGCUAGUAGAAAAGCUGGUGCCCGUUCAUCUGAAACAGUGAAGUCAAAGGCUCCCGGCAAAAGAGUCUACCGAGCCUGUGUGGCCUUGAUGCCUUCUCCGCCGGCAAGACCAGAAGCAAGGCGGCCGCCGGAAAGUUCAGAGGAGCACCUGGCCUCCCAGUUGGAGGCGGAGCAAAAACUUGAAAAGAUGCCUCUUGCGCCUGCAGCUGAAGAAAUGCACAAGAACGUGGAGAACGAUGAACUGCAGCAAGUCAUCCGAGAGAUCAAAGAGUCGAUUGUUGGUGAAAUCAGACGGGAAAUUGUCAGUGGGCUGUUAGCAGCUGUCUCAUCCCCUAGCAGAUCUACUAAUGCUAAGCAAGAAAUGUAACCAUGAACCCGGUACAAGAGGUUGCCAUGUGGUCCAGAGGCGCAAUGGAAUUCUCCUCUUGAAAGCUGCCAAGGGAGGUGUGUGCUUGGACACUUUUGGACAGAAGCAACGGCUACUGAGUACAGUCCUUUCUUAGCGGUCUCCUGUCCAACUUCCCACAUUGGGCCCCUCUACUCUGACCAGGACUCUCUGUAUCUUAACUACUGCUCAUGAAUCAUCAAGAGAAGAACUCUGGCUGUUUUGCAAGCCUUAAUAUUUAUUUGUAUGUAUCUGUCUCUGUGUGUGCGUUGUCCUUAAUUCUGUGUAGAAGAGUGUUCCUCAUAAGACUUGAAGACUGCUGGACCUACCCCAGUUCAGUGCAAAAUAGCCUCGGACUGUUAUUUCCUCUCCCCACAACCAUGGACCCCACCCUACCCCUCGCCACUGACCUCUGUGAGGUAUUUAACUGUGCAAUAACAGAUUCACUCUGAGAGCUUGAAAUAACUAUUUCCACUGCUGUUACUGAGUGCCACUUCAAAAGAGGAGGGUAGCCUGUUGUAAAAAAAUUGUAAGCCUUGGGAGAAGCUACCAUUUGCAAAGCUUAGAGAAGUACAUGUACUUACCUAAAACUACUAAAGAUGCUCACACUGAAAGGCCUUAUCCUUGUGCAGUAGAUACUUUAAAAAAGAAUAAUGUUCUGCUUCUUUAAUCUUCCCUUAUUCCUUCAUGUGCCUCUUUUUUAUAUAAACAUUAAUAUAUAUGAAUUAUGUCAUUAUAUAAGAAGGCGGCCUCUUCCUCCUUUUAUUCAGACAUGUUUGUAAUACACUAGUUUAAUACAUGAAAGUGGUAUGCCAUUUCAUUGAGGUGGAUGGUCUCUUCUGCGGUUGUUAUGGGGAAACUGGAAGGAACAAUGUCCCUUCUUCCUUCUCUGUUUCUGUUUAGAAGCUGGGAGAAAUGGCAUGUGCCACAGCAAAAGAGAAUGGGCCGUUUGUAGAGUUUCUUGACCUAUGGCUCUUGCCUGUGGGAUGCACAGUCAGUUGAAGGGCAACAAGGUUUGAAUGCCACUAGGAUUCUUGUCUUUUAAAAUUAUUUUUUCCCCGCUAAUAAAUUUGUGUUGAAGAUGUAAUCAAUGACUAGUAAAAUUUUAACAAUAUUACAGAAGAAAAGCCUGUCAACAAGCUGUAUGUUUAGAAUAUACAGAAGGGCUGAUCUCUUUUGGAAAGGGCUGUUUGUGCCAAUAAAAUUAUUUAUUUUGCCUACAA
This is a messenger RNA of Pogona vitticeps (central bearded dragon), 5010 nucleotides long. RefSeq names its product ITPR interacting domain containing 2 (gene ITPRID2). The record is from RefSeq and is a predicted model, not a curated record. Gene Ontology annotation, molecular function: signaling receptor binding. NCBI's taxonomy places the organism in Eukaryota, Metazoa, Chordata, Lepidosauria, Squamata, Agamidae.